UUGUUUAAAAACAUCAAAUUACCGUUGAACACAUUUUCCCCCAAAUUCCAAACCCUAAUUCUCACAAACUAGCGCAGACACCUCCAUUGCCCCCAAUCCGCACCCUUUCGCACUCUCCCGGCGCUGGUAGCAGUGUCAGUGUGAGGCGUUUGAAGUAAUUUAGCUCCAAUUUCAGUUUGCCGGUGCAUGAAUUAGGAGCUUGAAUGUUCGCCGCGGAUGGCGAUUUAGUUCCUGAAGCUUUUGUUCUCUGAGGAGUCGUGAGAGUCUAGGUUGUAUACGGAAGAAUGCAGGGCUCGUCGCAGAGCUCUGCGGCGGCUCAGCCGGAGGCGAUAUUGCAAUGGCUUCAGAAGGAAAUGGGGUACCGGCCUUUGGGUCCGUACAGUGCUGCUUCUAGCAAAUCGCAAUUGCCCUCAAUCUACUCGAUGAGGAAGAUUUUCCGUGGGAACAUGAUACCCAUUUGGAAUUUCUUGAUUACCCGCGUGAAGUCGGAGAACACUGUGAAGAAUAUUCGGAGGAAUAUAACGGUUCACGGUGGUGGCGGUGGCGGGGAUGGUGGCGCAUUGGUAAAAUCGGGGAAGGAGGAGGGUACCAGGAGUAAAGGAGGUAGGAGAAAGGAGAAGCUUGGGGAGGGUACGAGUGCGGCGGAGACUAGAGAGGCCGCGCUGCAAGAGAGGGACUUGGCGGCAAAGGAGGUGGAGAAGUUGAGGAACAUUGUGAAGAGGCAGAGGAAGGAUUUGAAGGCCAGAAUGUUGGAGGUUUCAAGGGCCGAGGCUGAACGGAAGAGGAUGCUUGAUGAACGCUCUAAAAAAAGGCAUAAUCAAGUAAUGUUGGAGGCUUAUUAUCAACAGUGUGAUGAAGCGGAAAAGAUAUUUGCAGAGUAUCAUAAACGUCUUCGUUAUUAUGUUAAUCAAGCAAGAGAUGCUCAAAGGUCUGGUGUUGAUUCAUCUCUUGAAUUGGUUAACAAUUUUGGUUCAAAUAGUGAAAAGGAAGCUGUUUAUUCAACUCUUAAGGGCAGUAAAGCGGCAGAAGAUGUACUUCUUAUUGAAACCACUAAGGAAAGAAAUAUCCGAAAUGCCUGUGAAUCUCUUGCAGCACAUAUGAUAGAAAAAAUUCGAUGUUCUUUUCCCGCAUAUGAAGGAAGUGGUAUUCAUUUGAAUCCUCAGUUAGAAGCAGCCAGGUUAGGCUUUAAUUUUGAUGGGGAAUUACCCGAUGAGGUUAGAGCUGCAAUUGUGAAUGGGUUGAAGAAUCCUCCUCAAUUGCUUCAGGCAAUUACUUCAUACACAUCACGGUUGAAAUCUCUAAUUUCCAGUGAGAUAGAGAAAAUUGAUGUUAGAGCUGAUGCAGAAACUUUGAGGUACAAGUAUGAGAACAACCGAGUUAUGGAUGUUUCUUCUCCUGAUGUGAGUUCACCAUUACACUAUCAACUAUAUGGUAAUGGAAAGAUAGGAGCGGAUGCACCUUCUAGAGGAACUCAACUUAUUGAAAGACAGAAAGCACAUGUUCAGCAAUUUUUGGCUACUGAAGAUGCACUGAACAAAGCUGCAGAAGCUAGGGAUCUAUGUCAAAAACUUACAAAACGCUUGCAUGGCAAUAGUGAUGUAAUUUCUUCAGGAACAUCACAAAAUGUGGGCAGUCUUAGGCAACUUGAGCUGGAGGUUUGGGCCAAGGAAAGAGAAGUUGCUGGCUUGAGGGCUAGCUUGAAUACACUCAUGUCUGAAAUACAGCGCUUAAAUAAAUUAUGUGCGGAAAGGAAAGAAGCUGAAGAUUCUCUGAAAAAGAAGUGGAAGAAGAUUGAAGAAUUUGAUUACCGCAGAUCAGAACUUGAAAUCAUAUAUACCUCAUUACUAAAAGUUAACAUGGAUGCUGCUGCCUUCUGGAAUCAGCAGCCAUUAGCCGCACGGGAGUAUGCAUCAAGCACUAUUAUUCCUGCAUGCACAAUAGUCAUGGAUCUUUCAAAUAGUGCAAAAGAUCUUAUUGAAAGAGAAGUUUCUGCUUUUGACCAAAGUCCUGAUAAUAGCCUCUACAUGCUUCCAGCAACUCCACAGGCACUUUUGGAGUCCAUGGGUACAAAUGGGUCUACUGGACCUGAAGCUGUUGCUGCUGCAGAAAAAAAUGCUGCUAUAUUAACUGCAAAAGCAGGAGCUAGGGAUCCAUCAGCAAUUCCAUCCAUAUGUCGCAUAUCUGCUGCCCUUCAGUAUCCUGGUGGUUUGGAGGGUUCAGACGCUGCCCUAGCAUCAAUCCUAGAGUCCCUGGAAUUCUGUUUGAAACUUCGUGGUUCUGAAGCUAGUGUAUUGGAGGACUUGGUAAAGGCAAUCAAUUUGGUCCAUACACGACAGGAUCUUGUUGAAAGUGGUCAUGUGUUGUUGAACCAUGCCUAUAGAGCUCAACAAGAAUAUGAAAGGACAACGAGCAAUUGUUUAAAUGUGGCUGCUGAGCAAGAGAAAAUUGUCAUGGAGAAAUGGUUGCCUGAACUUAAGGCUGCAAUUUUGAGUGCUCAGAAGUGCUUGGAAGAUUGCAACUAUGUUAGGGGAUUGCUUGAUGAAUGGUGGGAGCAACCAGCAGCAACUGUUGUUGACUGGGUCCUAGUCGACGGAUUAAACGUUGCUGCCUGGCAUAAUCAUGUGAAGCAGCUCCUUGCAUUUUAUGAUCAGGAGCACUUGUGAAUAUUAAUCGAGUACUCAGCAAACAAGAUUUUCUCGGGAUCUCCCUGGUCUUCCUGGAUCAAGUUUGCCACUUCUACAAGGCCCUGGUCUCAUUCAUUCUAGCAUUACUAAAAACAGCUACAAAGGCCUGGUUAAAACGGCUCAAGCUCGACUUCCUGCUUGGAAGGUGAUUCGUCAUCUCUUGCUGGUCGGGCCAGUCUUGUUCAGUCUUCCACCUCCGUUAUCCCAGUAUAUGGUAUGCAGAUAGGGUUUAGGGUUUAGAGUUUAGGUGUGCAGACAGGGUCGGGCCAGGUUUGCCUUCCGAAGUCUCUUAGUGGGCUUGGCUUGAAAAACAUGAGGGUUAUGAACAUCUCUUCUUGCUAAGAAUCCUUGGAGAUUGAUGGAGGGGAUAAUGGUCUCUGGGCAAAAGUUUUCAGUGGCAAGUACAUUGACCAUUGGGUCAGUUACUCAAUGAUAAGACCGCUUUAGGGUCUUCUUGCACUUGGAAAGGUGUUCUUGAAGGGACUAAACUUUUGUAUGAAGGGCUACUUUGGCGAAUUUGGAAUUGGUAAUACGGUAAAAUUUUGGACUGACAGAUGGGCUAAAUCAUGGUAGCUGCCUGCUCUCCGACGAUAUGCUUAAGGCUACCGUAGUUGAUUAUUGUUACAAUAAUGGUUGGGAUGUUGGUAAACACUACUUGUUUUACCAAAGGAGGUUGUUGAACAAAUUCUUAGCAUUCUAGUUGGUUUUGGUACUUUGGAGGAUAAGUGUAGCUGGAGUGGAACACAAAUGAUGUUAAUAUGUUGGCCAUUAAUUCUAGUGGUUUUCCUAAUAUGUGAUAAAUCUCAUUUGGAAUCUUCA
Molecule: messenger RNA, 3503 nt
Organism: Pyrus x bretschneideri (Chinese white pear)
Lineage: Eukaryota; Viridiplantae; Streptophyta; Magnoliopsida; Rosales; Rosaceae
Product: AUGMIN subunit 5
Exons: 10
Coding region: 285-2663 (792 amino acids)
Biological process (GO): spindle assembly
Cellular component (GO): spindle microtubule; HAUS complex
Source: RefSeq, a predicted model, not a curated record